GUACGCACUUGCUGGGCAAAGACGCUCUCUCCUUCCGAUAUAAUCACCAUGGUGCAAGGUUCUUUCAAGCGUCAAGUCGAGGUCGGCCGUGUUGUUCUCGUUAACAACGGUGCUGAUGCCAACAAGUUGGCUGUCAUUGUCGACAUUAUUGAUCACAAGCGCGCCCUCAUUGACGGCCCUACCACUGGUGUCUCUCGUCAGUCUUUGGCUUACGCCCGUCUUACUUUGACCAACUUGGUUGUCAAGGGUCUUCCCCGCAGCGCUGGCCAGGCUACCCUCAAGAAGUACUUGGAGAAGAGCCAGGUCAUUUCCCAGUGGGAGAAGUCUGCCUGGGCCGAGAAGCUCAAGCAGCGUGAGGUCCGUGCUAACUUGACCGACUUUGAGCGUUUCAAGAUUCAAAAGUUGAAGAACAAGCGUGCUUUCGCUGUUGGCUCUGCUGUCUCCAAGGCCAAGAAGUCGGCUUAAAUUCUUUUCUUGUUUUGAACAACAAUAAAAACCACACAUAUUGCUCCAUUAAAUCAAAUCAAAAG
Zychaea mexicana is the source of this 530-nucleotide messenger RNA. Its product is annotated as 60S ribosomal protein L14. Gene Ontology annotation, cellular component: ribosome; cytosolic large ribosomal subunit. Gene Ontology annotation, biological process: ribosomal large subunit biogenesis; translation. The coding region runs from base 49 to 465 and encodes 138 amino acids. The transcript has 4 exons. Lineage: Eukaryota; Fungi; Mucoromycota; Mucoromycetes; Mucorales; Lichtheimiaceae. Gene Ontology annotation, molecular function: structural constituent of ribosome; RNA binding. The record is from RefSeq and is a predicted model, not a curated record.